CGCAUCCGAAGUGCACAUUCAUAACCUGUACAUAACCUCACUGCGAUUCGCUUUCAGUGAUCAGUCACUUCAGUGGCUCGAUGCGUGAGUACAUGACAGGUGUUUAUAAAACUAACUGAUAUAUCCGUUCGCUAUAUCACAAUUUUACUCGACAAGGAAACGCAGAAGCCGCAUCGUACUGUAUAAUUACAAAUGAUAUCAUGAUGCAUCUGAUGUAAUCGACGCGUUUACAAGCAUAACAAAUGAGGAGUUGACGUGGAGAGAGUGAGCGUUGCUACAUUACAUUCACGCUGAGGAAGGACCUCGACGAGCUGCAGCCUCCGGUGGACCAACGGGGAUGGACGUGAGCGCAUUAUUCAAGGCCAGCGUGAAGGUGGUGAAUCUGCGCAACAAGGACCUCGGCAUGCUGACCGAGGGUCAGUCUCCUUCGCGGAGGCAGGUCACCAGGACAGGGCGCAAAAGCACCUUCAACGUAAAGGCGCACACGGUGGUCACGCAGAUCUCGAAGCUGCGCGAGUUUCUGCUGGAGAAUCGUCGAGCCUAUCUCAACUUCUCUAGAUAUCUGCCUACGGCGCCGCGGAUGACCGACGUGGAGCGCGACGAGAUCGACCUGGGCGCGCAGCGAAUAAUGAGCACCUGCUCGCAGCUCAUCAAGGAGCUGAAGCGAGAGGUUGCCGCGUCCACCGCGGAGAUCAGCCAGCAGAACGUCGAGCAUCGCGAGAUUAUACUAGUGCUAAUAGAGGACUACCUCAAGAACGUCUGCAAGAUCUAUUCGGAGCAGAGGGCAAUGCGCGUGAAGAGGACCAUGGAGACGCGUAGGAUUGCCAAGCUGCAGUCGGAUCCCGCGAACAGUCAGCCGUUAUCAUCGGCGGUUAAAAAAUUGACGGAGAGAACCGCCGCGGAGGAUCACGAGGCCAGGAACGGCUCGAACGACUUGAGCCCAAUGAAGAUCCAGGAGAUCAACGGCGAUGUCAAUCAACAGCUAACGUACGAGGAGGAGCCGUCGGCCGAGGACAUCCAGAUGUUUGAGUCGGAGAACGAGCAGCUCUACAACGAGCUGAACACUAUGACGGAGGAGGUGAAGCAGAUCGAGAGCAAGGUGGUUCACAUCGCCGAGCUUCAAAAAAUCUUCACGGAGAAGGUGCUCGACCAAGACAGUGACCUGGACAGGCUAAUGACGACAGUGAUCGGCUCGACGGAGAACGUGAAGGAGGCGAACAAGCAGAUCCGACAGGCGAUCCAGCGAAACGCCAGCUCUAGGGUGUGGUUCCUUUUCUUCUUUCUGGUGAUGUCAUUUACGUUAUUGUUCCUUAAUUGGUAUAAUGCGUAAGAGUCGAUGGAUUUAUCUGGCAACUUUUAAGAUACGAACAGAAAAAAGGCAAUAAACAGAAUGUACAGUUUACAUAAAUGAUAAUACGAUCCAUAUUUCGAAUUGUUAUUGAAUCAUUUUGCGGGCGUAACAAUUUGCGCCAAUUGUUACAGCUAUUCCUUGAUUUACGUAUUUUUGGGCUUAUAAUCGCCAUACUAAAAAUGAUUAAAACAAACUAAUAAAUGUUGUAAAUGUUUAUAUUUAUAUUAAGCACUCGUGAAUCAAGCGAUUAAAAUUAAAAACAUAAAAAUUAAUGUUAAUUUUAUAAAUACUAAAUAUACAAAAAUUAUUUCAUAUAGGCUCCAUUUAUAUGAAAUAUAAAUGCUAUUUGAUUUAUGAAGUCUUGAGUUAUUCUGUAACUCCGUCACAAGUAAGCCUUACGACGUAGUGUUCGACUAAAGGUUCGGUUUCGGUUUUGGUCCAAACAUGAUUUUCGGCUACAUUUCGGUUUCGGUCGAAGAAUGACUGAACCUUCGACUGCCGCCAAAACUAUGUUGGGCACAUCUCGGAAUAUUUAGCAUAUAACAUUAGAUGAUUCAAUUUUGAUUAUUAACAAAUAAUGUAAACAAAAUAAUUCAAAGUUGUAUUACUGUCAGUAAUCUAUUUACCAAUAUUAUUACUGAGAAAUUAUUACAAAAUAUUUAUAUUCUGUUAAUUAUGUCUUGCGCAAAUGAGAAUAUAAAUAAGAAAAGAUGAAUUUUGUUUAAAGAAAUUAAUUUCUUGUAUUAUUUUUUAAGAAUUUAUUUUAUUUUUCGAAGACUUAUUUUUAUUUGGCAAGAUUUUACGUAACUAAGUUUUAAUUUUAUUAAAAAAUAAUUAACGUUUUAUUACUAUGUAUAAUGUUUCGUAAUUUAAUUAUUAAUUAGGUAUAACUAAAGUAAAAAAAAGAUUUCGGUUUCGGCCGAAAUUUGGUGACAGAACCUAAUUUCGGUCGGACACUAAAGUAAGGGAAUACUUGUAAGAAUGAAAAGGGCUCGGAAGAGCAAACAAAGAUAGAGAAAGAACAGUUGUCAAAAUAUCACUAUAUUUUAUUUCUGGACAUGAUUGUACAUAAUAUAGCUAUAACAUACUCUUUAUAUACAUAUUAUAAUAUAAAAUUUGUAUAGUAUAUUUACUUAUAUACAUUGCGCGUAUAAAAGCAUACAUCUACUCGGUAAUUUAAUAAAAAUUUGGAGUUUUGCA
Messenger RNA from Monomorium pharaonis (pharaoh ant), 2551 nucleotides. It is a transcript of the gene Syx18, whose product is annotated as syntaxin-18. The transcript has 2 exons. Lineage: Eukaryota; Metazoa; Arthropoda; Insecta; Hymenoptera; Formicidae. Bases 338 to 1330 code for a protein of 330 amino acids. Gene Ontology annotation, biological process: retrograde vesicle-mediated transport, Golgi to endoplasmic reticulum. The record is from RefSeq and is a predicted model, not a curated record. Gene Ontology annotation, cellular component: SNARE complex; endoplasmic reticulum.